GGACGAAUUAUAACCGUCGCUUGGUGUAACCCCCUUUUCGCCAGAUGUCGUCAGACCCGCCGUGUUACCUCCCUGAAGACUCAGACGAUUCUUCUGUGCACAGUGACAGUAGUGGGGAUGACUCUAACGAGGAUACCGGUGAGCGGAACGAAGCCAAAGGGAGGUCGGAUCUAGUGUCGGCGAUUUUACAGGCGGCAGCCGCGUCGGAUGCGGAGAGCCGUCCGAUUGGCGACGAUGAGGUGGACGCGGUGCUGCGAGAGAUCGGCGUUAGCGUCACCAGUGACGUCGGCAACGACGUCAGCCGAGCAUGUAACGCGGGAAGCAGUAGCGAGGUUGGCAGAAGCGGGAGGGCGGGCGAUGGGGUGAGAAGCGGAGAAAAGGAGAGAGAGGAGAAGAGAGAAGAGGAGGGAGGAGCGGAGAGAGAGGAAGGGAAGGAGAAUGACAGAGAAGGACAAGAAAGAACAGAAAGACGUAGUGGGAAUCUGGGUGGGGGGGAUAAGGAGGGGGAGGAGCAGGUUGGGGAGGGGGGGGUUGAAGGGGGGUUGUUGAAGUCGAAGGGGGAGGGGGAGGGGGAGGGGGAGGGGGAGGGGGAGGGGGAGGGAGAGGGGAAGGGGGAGGGGGAGGGAGAAGGGGAGAAGGGAGGAAAGAGGGAGAGGAGGAAGACGGAAGAGCAGGAGAGAGUGGAGAGGGAUGAGGAGAGGUUGAGGGAGAGGGGGAGGAGGGAGCAAGUGAGGGAGCGGGAGAGGGAGAGGAGAGAGGAGGAGGAGGGGAGGGAGAAGGAGAAGGCGAGGGAGGAGGAGAGGAGGAGGGAGGCGGAGAGUGAGAGAAUGAGGAGGCAGGGGACGGGGAAGUCGCUGUGGGCGCAUGGAUGGCUGCCAGGGAAGAGACACGCAGAUGAGGACGAGAACCAACCGGAGUGGCGGCAGCACGGCCGGCAUUUUCUGGUCGUGACCAAUGCAGGCAAACCCGUCUUCUCGCGAUAUGGCGAUGAGUACAAGCUAGCAGCCUUCGGAGGGGUCUUGCAGGCUCUCGUGGCGUAUGUGGAGUCGACAGGAGACCACAUUCGGAGCAUCAGUGCUGGGCUGCACCAGGUCCUCUUCCUGGUACGCGGCUCUUUCUACUUGGUGGCAAUUACGGAUGCAGGCGAGCCAGAGCCAAUCAUAGAGCGCCAACUAGACCACUUGCACAAGAUGCUCCUCAUGCUGCUGACGUCAGCCAUCGAGCGGUCGUUCCUGCGCAACCCCAAGUUUGACAUCCGGCCGUUGCUGGGCGGCACGGACCGUCUGUUCUCCGCUCUUAUUCACUCCUUCUCUUGGGACCCAGCCAGCUACCUCUCCUCGAUGCGCUGCCUGCGGAUACCAGCGUGGGUGCGCACCACAGUGAGCGGGGCGAUCAAGACAGCAGCUGCAGCCUCCCCGGCGCUCUUUGCUCUGGUGUUUUCGGGCUUUGAGGUGGUGACGGUGGCCAACAGGACCAGGGAGCCCCUCCACUCGGACGACAUCUUCCUCCUCCUCACCUUCCUCAAUGCCUCAGAUUCAUUCCGAACAUCCCCCGAGUCCUUCACGCCUGUGUGUCUGCCCCACUACAACCCCUCCGCCUUCCUCUACGCCUACGUGCACUACUGGGCCGCCGACCAGCCCCUUCCUCCCACUCCCCACACCAUCCACUCCCACUCCAUCUCCCGCUCCAAGUCAAGCAUUGCUGGCAGCAGGGGCGUUGGGAGCAACAGCAUUGGGGGCAGCAAGGGCAGUGGCAGCAAGGGCGUUGGGAGCAGCAGCGAAACUGGUGGCUCUCGGGGGAGUGGGAGCAAGCAGAACGAUACAGGCGCACCUGGCAGUGGAAGUGACACUGCUGGUAGUGGCAGCAGCAGCAGCAGCAGCAGUAACAACAACGACAACAACAGCAAGAACAGUGAUAGCAGCGGCAGCGGCAGUGGCAGAGCAGGAGCGCAGUCAGAGGCACCGCUGACUUUUGAGUCGACUCAAAAGGCAGGAGCGCAGUCAGCGGCACCGCUGUACGACCACCACCAGUCACGGGGAGACACGGGGCUGCUGCUGCUCUCUGCUGAUCCCAGCAGCUUCCACGCACUAAAAGACGUGAGGAUGUCAAUGGAGCAGACACUCGUGCAGUGCAACAUCUUCCAGGAAAUUUCCUCCGCGGCAUCGUCUCCUUCGCGCGGCGUCACUGUUCACCUCGUCCAAUCACACAUCGACUCGAUUGCUGCUGCUGCAGCCAGUAAGGGCGCUCGCACCAGCGUUGCCACUAGUAACAGUAAUAGCAACAACAGCAGCAGCAGAAGCCCCAAGCUCUCUCCAUUUCCGCCCUCCUCUCCUCGCUUCACAACUCCUUCUCGAAUCACCACCACAACCGCAACCACAACCGCAAACACAAAAUCUUCUUCCCCGUUCCCCCAACGCCCCUCCUCCCCUGCCCCUCGCUCCUCCUCCCCCUCCCUCCGUUCCGCCUCCCCCUCCCGCCGCCCCCCCUCCCCCUCCUCUUUCACCUCUCCCGCUCUCCACCCCUCCCCCCAACCCCCGGGCCUACCCUUUCCCGACCCUUAUGGCCUAGGCCCAGGAAUGGGGUGCGACAUUAUCCCCAUGGGCCAAUCAGAGGACGGUGCUGACGAGGACGAUGAUUACUCCAGGGCAUUUGACCAAUCAGAGAAUCGGGGGGUGUUUGGUGGUGGGGGGGAAGGAGAAGGGGCGGAAGGAUGGAUAGAAGGGCAGCAAGCGGAAGAGGAGGGAGAUGCAGAGGAGGAGGAAGAGGACGAAGAGGAGGAGGAUGGUGCAGUAUUGGCGCUAGAAAAGCUGAGGAGUGUAUUGGGAGGGGGCAUGGGCAUGGGCAUGGGCAUGGGGACGGACCAACAAGAAACUGGUUCACCAGCAACAGAAGUGCCAGUAUCCGUUCCCCUAGAACCCCCCUCUCUUCCUCUCACCUCCUCCCUCCCUUGCCCUCCUCUCGCCAUCCCACACACCGCUCAAACGCUGCGUGAACCGUCCCCUAAGGGUGGCGGCCGUCGUCUCAUGCCCACACAGACGCCUGUGAUGGUGCCGCCCAUGUGGGGCCCACAGGGCCUGCUGCACUUUGUGUUCAAGAGCGUGCCUCUAAGGCAGUUUGUCAUGGCUGAGUUCCCCCCGGCAUUGAGCGACAAGCGGCAGCAGAAGAAUCUCCUACGAGCCUACCAGACCAUGCAUUCCUCCAUGACAACUCAGACGCCCGUCACCGCUGCGAACGCUACUGUUGGUGCCACAUCAGCGACGUCAUCUGCCUUGUCAGCAUCCUCAUCGUCCACGUCAGCGACAUCACUGCUGGCUUCGAUGGAGUUGGGUGGCAGCUGCCCUGUGCCGGGCGGCAUCAAGACGCAAUACAGACGAACCAAGGACUUCAUCCUCCUCUCGUGGCGCACGCCUGACUUUGAAAUCAUGGCUGCAUUCGACCCUCUUGCAACCAAGAAGCCAGCCAUUGCGGUGUGCAACGCCAUAUGCCACAUGCUGCAGCAGCUGGAGUCAGAGCUGUUUCUCCCAGGCUCUGUCAUCUUCUAACCCUCCCUGGCAACUCUCAAGUGCCACAAGCUGCCACCUGCAGCCACAUGCUGCCACAAGCUGCCACCUGCAGCCACAUGCUGCCACAUGCUGCAACAUGCUGCCGCAACUGGAUUGGAGUAUUUCUACCAGCCUGAUGCCGCUGCCCUACACUGUGUCACUGUGUGUACCUUAGCAUGUUUAAAGUUCAUUCUGGCUGGUUAGAGUGACAAAUACCAUAUGCAUAAAAGCCAUAUAUGGUGCAAGCAAGAGCGGCGCAUGCUGCGAUUGGUGGGCUUGGUCCUAGUAGUUCAGGCAAGAAUGCCAAAGUUAAUCUAUCAACCCUCCACAUAGGCCCGCUCUGAGAAACUAUCGAGGGAAAAAGAUGGAUAGAAAGUAUGAGGCGAGACACAAGU
Molecule: messenger RNA, 3937 nt
Organism: Closterium sp. NIES-67
Lineage: Eukaryota; Viridiplantae; Streptophyta; Zygnematophyceae; Desmidiales; Closteriaceae
Source: the annotation of a GenBank genome assembly